Messenger RNA from Epinephelus lanceolatus (giant grouper), 2842 nucleotides. The record is from RefSeq and is a predicted model, not a curated record. NCBI's taxonomy places the organism in Eukaryota, Metazoa, Chordata, Actinopteri, Perciformes, Serranidae.
UUUGAACAUGACACUACUUCACUGACAACAAGGAGGAUACUGCCUGAACUGCUAAAAGGAUGCCUCUCAUGAUGGAUGGAGGUCCCUCUAAACCUCGACUUGAUGCCAUCUGCACAAUGAUUUUCCAUUUCACUGCUGCCGUCCUCUUCCUAACAUGUCCUUGCAGAGGUCAGUCUCAGAUGGUCAGUCCUUCACAGCCAAUUGUGGCAACAGUCGGUCAAGACAUCAUGUUACCAUGCCAUCUGGAACCUGCUGUUAAUGUCACUGACAUGACUGUGGAGUGGACGAGACCUGACCUGAAUCCUAGAUUUGUUUAUGUGUGGCGUGACGGUGUGGAACUAGAGAUGAAAAAACAUCAGUCCUAUGUAGGGAGAACAUCAGUGUCCAUCACCAAACUGAAACAUGGAGACAUUUCACUGAAACUCUGCAAAGUAAAAAUCUCUGAUAAGGGGAAAUACAGGUGCUUUAUUCCCACACUGAGCAGAGAAUCUACUGUUGAGCUUGUUGUUGGUGCAGUCUCCUCACUCACUGUUAGCUUUAUGAGGACUGACAAUGACCUCAGAGGAGCAGUGUUACAGUGUGAGUCUGCAGGCUGGUAUCCAGAGCCUGAGGUGUUGUGGCUGGACGGUGAGGGAAAGCUCCUCUCUGCUGGACCUACAGAGACAGUCAGAGGUCCUGAUGACCUCUAUACUGUCAGCAGCAGAGUGACUGUGGAGAAGAGACACAGCAACAGCUUCACCUGUAGAGUCCAACAGAGGAACAUCAACCAGACCAGAGAGACACACAUCCAGGUUCCAGAUGAUGUCUUCAAUGCUGUGUGUAGUUCUGCUGCUCCUGUCGCCAUCGGCUUGGCUGUGGUCUCCAUUGUUAUUCUUGCGCUUGUCUGUGUUGUAUGGAAAUGGAGAGAGAAACAAAAUAGCAACAACUUUAUGAGAAAAAAAACAAAAGCAACAACAUCAGCUUUAGGUAACGACACAGAACUUCAGUCGCUUAAUGUGGAAAAAAGAGAAACACUUCCAGUCAUGGCUGAGAGCACGACAGUCAAGGAUUUGGAUCAGGAAAAGCUUGAUGUAAAAUUAAAGGAAGUUGAAGAAGAAUGCAAAGAUGUCGAAGGGCUGCAUAAAUUCUUAGUGGAUCACAAAAAUAAUCUGUAUGACCAGAUGCAUCACUUGGCAUUACAACUGCAUGAUACAGAGAUUCAAAGGGAUGAGAUUAUGUCAGUGGUAGAGAAAAUUAAACAGAAAGGAGUAAAUAAUGAUAAAAACGACUCAGAAGAGAAACGGGAUGAAAAACAGCGCCUAUAUAAGAAUACAAAUCUUGAUACAGCAAAGAAAGAACUUGAGAAACGUAACCAGGAAACAGACGUAUUUUUAAGGUCAAUAUUUUGUGGUGUAACCAUGGUUACAGAGAAGAAGAAAGUGUUAGAUAAUCUCAGGGAGCAAAUCAAAAAACAACUGGAGGAGACAGAAGACCAGAGAGAAGAAACUGAAAUAAAAUUCAAGUCAGACCAUAUUGUCUGUUCUGCAACGGUGAUCUACCCUGAAGCAGGUAUGCAAAAUCAUGUGUGGUCUCUGUCAUCACCGGGUGCCAUCUCCUCACCUGUCAUCAGUUUAGCAGGGAUCGACAGAGACAAGGGGGGAGUGGUGUUACAGUGUGAGUCUGCAGGCUGGUAUCCAGAGCCUGAGGUGUUGUGGCUGGACGGUGAGGGAAAGCUCCUCUCUGCUGGACCUACAGUGACAGUCAGAGGUCCUGAUGACCUCUAUACUGUCAGCAGCAGAGUGACUGUGGAGAAGAGACACAGCAACAGCUUCACCUGUAGAGUCCAACAGAGGAACAUCAACCAGACCAGAGAGACACACAUCCAGAUUCCAGCUGAUUUCUUCAUGGUCCCAUCAUGUCCUGCUGUUUCCCUCUUAUCUAUUGCCGCAGUUGUCUUUGUUGUGUUCAAGUGGAGACAACAUAAAAAAGUUUUUACACAGAGAGUGAGAAAAAAUAGGCAGAUAAAAUUGAGGGAGGAGAAAAGAAGAAGAACCAAUCCAACAAACCUCUUUCUGAAACAUUAACGGAGAUAGAGACGCUCUUCGACACUUUGGAAAAGGGAGACAGAAAAGAAACACCUAAAAAGUUUGUGUGGUGGCAUGCCAAACAGCAGCUCAGGGAAGAGCAGCAAAGGAGGGAAGCAGCUGAGAGGGAAGUGGAGACCCUGAAGGAGCAGCUGGAUGCUAAGAGGAAUAAGAACCUGAAGGAGAAAAAGCACAAGUUGAAGAACAACCUGCAGGACCUGCACCAAGAGAUCAAGGAAACAAAGGUGGAAGGAACCAGGAACUUUUUAGAUAAAUUUCGGAAACCCAACUGACAGCAGCAGCUCCAGAACGCAGAAGACAAGGAUUAAUUUUGAGACCAAGAUGAGAAAAAGGAGCCACAACAUGAAAUCUGAGACACUAGUAAUUAUUUUCUAAACUGGAUUGUUGUUGAAUGCCACUGCUACACUGCUAUCACCUACAGACAUUGUAACUGCAUGGUGGUGAUGAAGUUGUAAAUUGCUAUACAUGAUGGUCCACAUACCCCAGAGUUACACUCACACUGGAGCUUUCUGGCAUAAUGUAAAUGCUUUGUCCAGUUGGUAGUGUACUGUCACUAAAAGGUGACAGACAUUACCUCAGCUGGAAUCACUCAUGGACACUUUUAAAGAAAUGUUGGUCAAUCCUUGGGUUAGUACAGUGGCACAACACUGGGUAAACUCUAACCAGUUCUUAUGGGUAGGAAACCAUUGGGUCACCAAUUAAAGCCGGGGUAGGCAGAAAUCUGGAAAAGGGAAAAAACAAACAAACAAAAAAAAAAA